Messenger RNA from Orycteropus afer afer, 558 nucleotides. The record is from RefSeq and is a predicted model, not a curated record. NCBI's taxonomy places the organism in Eukaryota, Metazoa, Chordata, Mammalia, Tubulidentata, Orycteropodidae.
AUGGAAGCCCUGGUCUGUGCGUUCUCUGAACUGUGCAUAAGAGAAGAUGCAGUGAGCUGGGCCCGGGGACGCCCCCGCCACCCCGACACGCCCCCCAACAUCUACGAGGGGGGACUGGGGGCCCAGCAGCAGCAGUACCCCGGUGCCCAGGGGAGCAAGCCCAAGAACUUCCGGCUGCGCCACCUCCGGGACCUAGCUCUCUACCUGCCAGCCCACAUGCAGCCCGCCGGCCAGUGUGAGGGUCACUGGCUGGGCCGGCUGCUGGCCGGGGAAUGCCUCCCACAGCCCGAGGGCAUGGCCUGGCCCCGGGACUGGCCACAGGGGACUCUAGGCCCAGGUAACAGACACUGCUCAGACCUUCUGGAAGUCCAGCUGCCCGGAGACAGCCUGGAAAAUACAGCCUCCAGCUCCAUCGUGGACCCAGCCAAGGGUGUCCCCUGCCAGCCCAAUCCCCCUGAGGUCGUGGGGCUUAGGCCCAAGAGGUCCUGGGGAGCCUUGGAGGAGUCCACGUGUCCCCUGUGCAAGAGAACCCGUUCUGGGGCCCUGGAAAGGCCGUAG